UUACACGUUGAAUGAACUUCAUGCACUCGGCAAAGGACAGCUGAGCAGGGGGAAAUUGAAAAGAUCGGCUUUUAGGCCAUUCAGGUUUCAUCGGUGAUCAACAAGGAUACGCGCCCGGUGCGUGUUGGAGAUGAGCAGUCCCGAUGCGGGGUACUCCAGUGACGAUCCGAGCCAAACCCGAGGCAGCAGCUGCAGCUCAGUCAUGAUGCCUGGCGUGGGGCAGUGCGCGUGGGUGGACCCGCUCAGUCCGCUUUCAGACUCCAAAUCUAAACACGAGAAAUGCUCUGCGGCGGGUCCCGGGCGCGGAAAGACUGAGCCGCGCAUCCGAAGGCCGAUGAACGCGUUUAUGGUGUGGGCGAAAGAUGAGCGCAAGAAGCUUGCGCAGCAAAACCCAGACCUGCACAAUGCGGAGCUGAGCAAAAUGCUUGGAAAGUCAUGGAAAGCUUUACCAAUGGUGGACAAACGUCCAUUCGUUGAGGAGGCCGAACGUCUACGGGUCAAACAUAUGCAAGACCACCCAAACUACAAAUAUCGACCCAGGCGUCGCAAACAGGUGAAACGAAACAAGCGACUGGAGCCCAACUUUCUGCUGCCUGGGAUGUGCGAUAACAAAAUGACCCUCUGCAUGGAAGGCAUGAGUGCUGGUUAUUCAGGAGCUGGACUGCCUCAAUACUGCGAGAGCAAUACCUUGUUUGAGUCCUACAGCUUGCCUACACCUGACCCCUCUCCUAUGGAUGCUGGGACAACUGAGUUUUUUGCCCACCAUCAGGAUCAGUCAGCAUUUAGCUACCAUCACCAGCAAGAACACCACUUUCAGGAACAAGUCAACACCCUCAACGACACACAUUGUCAUGGCAACACACAGACACUCAAAAACAGACAGCCUCACAGCAUUGCUUACUCCAACAUCAACACAAACACCAACUUGCACGUUCCCAGCGAUGCACAACUGAAUUUAAUAAACCCGCAGCAAGUAUUUCACGAGAACGCCAACCCACAAACCAGUCACAAUCCGGGUAUUCAUCUCAACAUUUUUAGAAGCCCCUCCUCUUCUUCUAAUCACGCUAUGGCCCCUGCGUACCUGAACUGCCCAUCAACUUUAGACACCUUUUAUAAUUCCAGCUCUCAACUGAAGGAGUUGUCACUUCCUGUUGGCAGCCACACACAUAAACAGCACAGCAUUGCUGAGCCACACUCACAGGCCCCUGCAGUAGCCCACGGUUCUGGUCAAAUGGUGGACGAGGUGGAGUUUGAGCACUGUCUCUCUUUUGGGGUCCCCAGUGCACCUUUGCCAGGCUCUGACUUAAUCUCCACUGUACUGUCAGACGCUAGCAGUGCUGUAUACUACUGCGGCUAUAGUAAUUCUUAAUCACACUGUAUGUCAUAUGUAAUGAAUAGUAACCACAAACACUGAUUUGUUUUUGGUGUUGUUGUUGAUUCAGUCAAUGAAAAUGUAAUGACUCUCUCAAACACAAACAGAGGCCUCUAAAUGAAGUAUGUUAAAGAUUUGUGUCAGCAGCUUAAAUAAUUAAAGUGUUUAAACAUG
Messenger RNA from Danio aesculapii, 1546 nucleotides. RefSeq names its product SRY-box transcription factor 17 (gene sox17). NCBI's taxonomy places the organism in Eukaryota, Metazoa, Chordata, Actinopteri, Cypriniformes, Danionidae. The transcript has 2 exons. The coding region runs from base 131 to 1369 and encodes 412 amino acids. Gene Ontology annotation, molecular function: DNA-binding transcription activator activity, RNA polymerase II-specific; RNA polymerase II cis-regulatory region sequence-specific DNA binding. Gene Ontology annotation, biological process: positive regulation of transcription by RNA polymerase II; anatomical structure morphogenesis; heart development. The record is from RefSeq and is a predicted model, not a curated record.